This is a messenger RNA of Vitrella brassicaformis, 1092 nucleotides long. The record is from the annotation of a GenBank genome assembly. Lineage: Eukaryota; Vitrellaceae.
GUGGAAGCCCCGUCAGCGCUCCCGCUCACGCUCCCCUCAGCGCAGCCGUUCCACCCAUGACGGCCGGCCGUCCAGGGAUGUGUCACUUCUCCAGAGUAUCAACUUCGACGGUACUCAAAAUGCAGGCUGAUGGUUUGACAUAUCCACUUCACCGUGUGUGGGACGUCCCGAAAGGACUCGACGUACGCCGCACUGUACGGAUGAGCAUUCACUCUCUUGCACAUGGGUGUGUCUCAGCGGAUUUUGCGGCGGCUCGUCAAGCAUGAGGGCGGAGAAACGGUGGCCAAGUGCCGCAAAGUCGAGUCGCUCGGGCUGUUCCUGAUCCAGCUGUGCGGCAACAAGGCGGUGGCAAUGCAGAAGCUGAUCAACACACAAGGACAGGUCGUCGAGUACGCCACUACAGCGUACUCGGUAAGUACCACUGACUGCCUGCCUGUGAUUGUGGCGAACUGCUGACCUAGGCUAUGCCUCUUGCUUGUUGUAUUGCCUGCAGGUAAACAUCACGCAUGCCACCCCAGAGAGCAAGGAUGAAAAACCACACUGGAGGAGCACGUGAUGGGCCCGAUGUGGCGGCAGUCCAGCCGGCUGCACCAGGUCGACGUGUCGAUCGUGCCGCACAACAAAUGCUGGCACGCCUUGUAGCCGCCCUGUAGCCCGGCAGCGCAGCAGAGACAGGCAUGGUAGCUAUGGGUGGCUGCCUGACUAUCGCUCGCUCGGUAGCCUACUUGCUGGAAGCUGGGAGCUCUCUCUGUCUGUCUGUCUGUCUGUCCUUUCCUCUCUGCGUUCCUUCUCUCUCCUCUCUGUGUGCAUCCCUACGUCCCUCCCGCCCUCCAACCACCAGCCGGCAUAAGUAUUUUUGGAACCCGCUAUAAUGCGGCCUCCCUGGUGGUGCGGAGGAGUGAGUGGAGUGGAUGUGAGGCGGUGUGUCUAUCGCUACCUACAUUUUAUAUCCGUGGAAGGUUUUUGAGCGUUCUUGAGGUCUCUUGGUGGGUGAAUGCUCUUCUUUUGUGAGUGCAUGACCGAGCCACAGACACAGAGAGCUGGACAGAGACAUGCAGUCGGGUGCAUUACAUUAACCGAGCGCAUUGAAUG